AUGAACGGCGGUCCAACUUCGCGCGACAACUCGAGCCCGGCCAACGGCGCCGAUGCCGCGAGUGCCAACAACCUGACCGCUCCACACGAGCCCACUCGGCACGAUCAAGGCACCAACGCCUACUCCACCCAUUCCGGCGACCAGCCAGACUCAGAGGCAACGGAACGCGACCACAGCCACGGUACCAGCAAGUACAACUCCAAGUACAGCGAACGCUCGCCCGAUAGCCAUGGCAGCAAUGGCCGCAGCUCCGAUGAUCUGCCCACCGACCCCAACAGCCGCAGCAGCGAAAAGCCGCAGUCCAGUAGCGGUGAUGAAGACAACAAGUCAGAUCCCUCUUCAACCCCAAGCGACAGCGGUGGUCACAGUCCUUCCGACACCUACCUCCACUCAGCCUCGCAGGAAGAGGCCCACCACCACCACCACCACCAUCACGGCCUGAACAAUCAUCGCCACCCCGCCACGCCUACUAGCACCGCACCCCAGGAUCGCUCCCAGAAUAACUCGACCGAAUCCAACACCACCUCCAACGGCAACGGCAGCUCCAAUUCACAAACCCUGUCCAACGACUCAAACGCCCAGUCCAACUCCAACUCCAACUCCAACUCGAACAACUCCAACUCGCUCACAAACUCAAACUCCAACGGGUUUGCCAAUGCCUCACUCACCGGUCUCUCUUCCAACGCCGAGAACUCCUUUUCUCAAAACAGCUUUGGUAUCGGUGAUGUGCCGCCGCACUCGGCCACCGAAUCGACAGCUCACCAACAAGCGGAAGAAGCCGCUCGACGCAAGCGCCACGAAAGUUCGACCGCCGAACUCUUGUUCGAAGCCUUUGAUCUUUGGCGUCGCGCCGAUUAUCUGCAAGCCAUGCUCCUCUUUGACUCGGUCCUGCAAACCCAACCUCGCAACGUUCUGGCCAUUCUUGGCCUCCAACGCCUUCUCUAUGAUCAACCCAACCUCACGUUUCAGUUUUGCCGCAAAACGCGCAACCUGGUGCGCGAAACCCUCGACGUGUACCUCCCGGACGAGCUGCAAAAAUCCCUGGAAGAGGCCAGUGCCACUCCAGAUCCUCCCCUCCUUGAUUUAGCACAUGCCUACGUCCGUGGCGAUGCCGCCGAGCCCACCCCCUUUGACACCGUCUUUGCCUACGCUGCCGUGCGCGAAGGCAAGGACAACAAGGUUCUCAAGCGCCUUCAACAAUACGCUAAAUCGGACGGUCUUGCGCAAAGCCUGUACGGCUCGUGCAAGUACCACGGCCUCAACAUUAAGCAAGACCACGCCGCUGCCUACAACCUGUUUGUGCUAGGCAGCGCCACCCAUCUCCAUGCCAAAUUCAACAGGGCCGUAUGCUUGUUUUCGGGAACUGGCGUCGAUAAGGACACCGAACUCGCCGGCCAGCUUUUCGAGGAAUGUGCAGAACAGGGACAUCCAGCUGCCAUGGCCAAUCUCGCCAUCACUCUCUUACAACAAUCGUCCAGCGCCUCGGAGCGCGACUCAAAUCACACCCGAGGUCUGGAUUGGCUCCGUCAAGCUUGUACCUACGGUCUGCCACAAGCACAGUAUCAGCUCAGUCUACGCUACUUGCGUAGCAAGCAAGCCACAACCCGAUUGCAGGGACAGUACUUGCUUCGUCUUGCCUCCAAACAAGGCUACGCCCCAGCAGCUGAGGCCCUUCGUACCCUGCCUCUCGACAACCCAGACCGUGAUCGCGACCGCCAUCGAUCGCGCAGCAGUCACAGCGUUGCCAAACGCUCAGCACGCGACACGUCAACCGAGCCCGGUCCAACCAGCAAGAAAGCCGCUCGUGACGCCCUCGACAACCAUACCUCGGAUUCAGCUCCGAGCCAGAGCACCGGCACCUUUUUCCCUGGUCCCCAUCCCAACAUGUCCAACAUGCUAGGCAUGUCUCCCAUGAUGCAGCCCAUGAUGCCCAUGCCCAACAUGACUGGCAUGCAAACCAUGCAGAACAUGGCCAGCGUUCCGGGGAUGCAAGGCAUGCAGGGGAUGCAGGGGAUGCAGGGGAUGUCCGGCAUGCCCAACUUUGCCACGUCCAACAUGGAUCGUUUGCCUACAAAUGCCGAGCUUCAGUUUUCGCUCUUGCUGGCAAAUCAGCUCACCGCCCUCAACAUCAACGUCGACGCCUUGGUGAGCGGCAUGCCGGCCCUACACCAGCACGUCAUCAUGUCCUCGGGCGGUAAUCCGCAUAGCAUGUUCAUCGUUGGCGUAUUAACCUUAACGCUGCGGUACAGUUUACACGACGCCGGCAUGGGUGCUGAGCUCGUGCGCCGGGCUGCUGACACGGGUCAUCUGCCCUCGGCAUUUGUCUACAGCCAAUGCUGUCUUCACGGCAUUGGUGUGCAGCGCAACGUGGCCGAGGCCUCCAAGUACAAGCGCCUGGCAGAGCAAGGUGGUCUCAAGGUGCCCGAACUAGUUGCAUGAGCGCCGUGACUGAGGCCUGUCCUGUCCUGUCCUUUGGCCUUUUUUUGCUGUUUAUUUUUUUCCGUCUAGAUUGUGUGCGUCCCCCCACAUCUUUGAUGUGUCGUGUUGUUCAAAGCAACACUUUGGGCCCUGCGGGCCGUCAUGUCUUGUCAAUGUGGUGCCAACGUUGGUUUUUGGGCACCACCGUGUGUUUGACCUUGAAUGUCGCGUGAAGGCGUGUCUUCGCUUGUGCAAGUGUAUGUUAUACGUUGUCUCUUGAACUGGGUCUUGGCGCUGUUGAGUCAGCCUCGUGCUUUCUUUCCGUGGCGCCAACCAGGCAGUUUCGUGCACGCAGACUUGUCCGACUAUUCAACAUCGCGACGCAAGUCGGAGGACUUUUUUUUUUUUUUUUGGCUGUGCCAAACAAGUUCUGCAUGCGUGGCUUGGGCCGUAUCUCCUAUGAGUUAUCAUCCUCCAGGCGAUGUUGAUAUAGAUGCAAGUACUCUUGUUCCUCCGAGUGGAUGUGCUGUUUCUGCCACCAGAUUCAACGGAACCCUUCAAUUUAUUAUAUCU
Monosiga brevicollis MX1 is the source of this 2991-nucleotide messenger RNA. RefSeq lists its product as uncharacterized. The record is from RefSeq and is a predicted model, not a curated record. NCBI's taxonomy places the organism in Eukaryota, Choanoflagellata, Craspedida, Salpingoecidae. Gene Ontology annotation, molecular function: protein binding. Bases 1 to 2439 code for a protein of 812 amino acids. The transcript is spliced from 2 exons.